GGGUUAGAGAAGACAGAAGAAAGAAAGAAAGAAAGAAAGAAAGAAACGGAACAGAGAGAGAGGAGAGGGAAAGAAAGAAAGAAAGAGAAGGAAAGAAGAAGAUGAGGUCAAAGGGAAAAGUAGCUGGAGAAGAGGAACCAGGGUCCUUUUUGCGAGUGUGUGAGAGUGAUUCAAGUCUAGAGUUUUUGUGUAUUGCGAGUUUAAGGAAGAUUUGAGGGUUGUGAUAUCUUUGUUUUGGGUUUUACCUUUAGUAGUACCAGAGGUUGAGUUUUUGUUGGUGAGUCUUUUGGCCUUUUUGGGUGUUGGUUCUGUUCAAGACUUGAGAUUUCUUGGUUGGCUCUGUUGACAGUUGACAAAAGUGGGCUCUUUCAAUAGCUUAAAGCAUGAACCUUGUUGCCGCACAUGGACAAAGCUUUAAAAAGCAAGGCUUGCAUACUUGGUGAUCAGAAUACCAGUGACGUAGUCAUCUGCUUGAAGGAUAGAGAAGGACGAUACCAACAGUUUUACUCCCACUCAUCUGUUCUCAUAAAAAGGAGCAAGUACUUUGCUAAACGGUUGUCUAAUCCAAACCCUAGUAAUUCCAUCUAUGUUCAUUGCUCUGAGGUCAACUUUGAUCACCACGUCAACCUGUUGAGGCUGCUCUAUCUUCCAACAGAGUUAAUUGUAGACGCAUUGGAUUCUGUUAAGUCGGCUGUUGGUAUUCUUCAGUCAGCAGUGAACUUCAAGUGCGACGAGAUUGUGUACUGCUGCAUCCAGUACUUGGAGGCUGUGCCUUGGGAGAACAAAGAAGAAGAACACAUAUUAAGAGCAGUAUCAAAGUUGGGUCCGGUAGCUAUGCCCAUAAUAGCUAGGAUCCAACCUGUUGAUUUAGCUGCCACCAAAACUGUUUUCAUCUCAGCAAUUCGUAUUGCGACAUCCAUUGUUGGCCCAUGUCCUCCAUUCGGCAAUGAGCUUAAAACUUCUGCUCAAGAGCAAGUCGAGUACAUGUUAGGAGAAGAUGAGGAUACACCAUUGGUCAAAGCUGACGAUGACGUCAGAUCUGUGGCAAGAUUGGGUCUGUCGCAUAUUUGUUCAACAUUUGAAAAAGAAUUGUCGUCCUUGCUUUUGGAGCCAGACCUUGCAUCUGAGACAGCAGAUGAGAAAAUAAUGCAUAGUUUAUCUGAUCUCGAGUGGAUGUGUAGCAUACUUGGCAAGAUGGAUUUGAUGAAAGAUUUUGUUUCCAACUGGGCCGAAAGCUCCAAUAAUGUUUUAGGAGUGAUGGAGGACAAGAAACUUGAUUCGUUUAUGUGGGGCUUGAAGAUUAAGCUCAUAGAAGUCACUGCUAAAGUCUUGGAAUCAGUUGGCUAUGGUAGCGUGAUUCUUCCGGCUCCAAUUCGCUUGACAUUACUGAAGUCAUGGCUCCCUUAUAUUAGGAAGAUGAAGCCGCUCUUGGAUGCAAAGAGCAGUGAGGACACUAGUUUUCCAUACAAGAUGAACGAAGACUUGUGCCAGACCAUUGAAGGAGCCAUUGUCACCUUAGUACUGGCGUUACCGUCAAAUGAUCAAGCCGACAUUCUAGCGGACUGGAUGAGAGCCGAGCAGGUCCGUUAUCCGGACUUGAGCGAGGCUUUCGAGGUCUGGUGUUUCAGAACAAAGUCUGCAAAGAGAAGAUUAGUUGAGGCAUUGGGUGGGACUGGUAAUGCCACACCUACCCUUUGAUAGUUUUUGCUCUCAUAUGUUGUAGAAUUGUUUAAUUGAAGGUCAUUAUCAAACUGGUAAUGAUUCCAUUGCAUUUUUGUAUCUUUAUCAAACUGGAAUUUCAUCUAUGUAUCUUUAUUUUAUUUUUUUGUAUAGAUGUAGGAGAUAUUUUCAUUUUAGCAUUAUAUGUAAUUGCAUCUUUAUAUAAACCUUCUAUUUGGAAAAGAAUAAUACAUCGAAGCAUACCAAACACCAAA
This is a messenger RNA of Fragaria vesca subsp. vesca, 1934 nucleotides long. Its product is annotated as BTB/POZ domain-containing protein At3g05675-like. Bases 403 to 1698 code for a protein of 431 amino acids. The record is from RefSeq and is a predicted model, not a curated record. The transcript has 3 exons. Gene Ontology annotation, molecular function: protein binding. NCBI's taxonomy places the organism in Eukaryota, Viridiplantae, Streptophyta, Magnoliopsida, Rosales, Rosaceae.